AUGUCCACUCCAAGUGAAUAUAAACUCCCUCAAUAUACUGUCAAAGAUUACGCUUCAUUUGCUUUAGCUGGUGCUAUUGGUUGUGGUGCUACUCAUGGUGCCAUGACUCCAAUUGAUGUCGUCAAAACUAGAAUCCAAUUAGAACCAACCGUUUAUAACAAAGGUAUGUUGGGUUCUUUUAAACAAGUUGUUCAAACUGAAGGUGCUGGUGCUCUUUUAACUGGGUUGGGUCCAACUGUUUUGGGUUAUUCUUUACAAGGUGCUUUCAAAUUUGGUGGUUACGAAUUAUUCAAGAAAACUUUUAUUGAAUAUUUGGGUUAUGACACUGCUAAACAAUAUAAAGAUUCAAUUUAUAUUGGUUCAUCUGCUUUAGCUGAAUUUUUUGCUGAUAUUGCUUUAUGUCCAUUGGAAGCUACUAGAAUUAGAUUGGUUUCUCAACCAACUUUUGCCAAUGGAUUAAUUGGUGGAUUCUCAAGAAUUUUGAAAGAAGAAGGUGUUGGUUCAUUCUAUAAUGGAUUCACUCCAAUCUUAUUCAAACAAAUUCCAUAUAAUAUUGCUAAAUUCUUGGUUUUCGAAAGAGCUAAUGAAGCCAUUUAUAAUGCUAUUCCAACUCCAAAAGUCGAUUUAUCCAAUGCUGCUCAUACUGCUGUUAACUUGGGUGCCGGUAUCAUUGCUGGUUGUGCUGCUGCCAUUGUUUCUCAACCUGCUGAUACUUUAUUGUCUAAAGUCAACAAAACCAAGAAAGCUCCAGGUCAAUCCACUGUUGGUUUGUUGGUCCAAUUAGCUAAACAAUUGGGUGUCACUGGUUCAUUCGCCGGUUUACCAACAAGAUUGGUUAUGGUUGGUACUUUGACUUCCUUACAAUUCACCAUCUACGGUUCAUUGAAGAAAGCUUUGGACUGUCCACCAGCCGUUGCUUUGUAA
Messenger RNA from Candida dubliniensis CD36, 924 nucleotides. RefSeq names its product Mir1p (gene MIR1). The record is from RefSeq and is a predicted model, not a curated record. The transcript has a single exon. Bases 1 to 924 code for a protein of 307 amino acids. Gene Ontology annotation, molecular function: phosphate transmembrane transporter activity. Gene Ontology annotation, biological process: mitochondrial phosphate ion transmembrane transport. Gene Ontology annotation, cellular component: mitochondrial inner membrane. Lineage: Eukaryota; Fungi; Ascomycota; Pichiomycetes; Serinales; Debaryomycetaceae.